Molecule: messenger RNA, 1840 nt
Organism: Toxotes jaculatrix (banded archerfish)
Lineage: Eukaryota; Metazoa; Chordata; Actinopteri; Toxotidae
Gene: wnt10b
Product: wingless-type MMTV integration site family, member 10b
Exons: 4
Coding region: 5-1294 (429 amino acids)
Biological process (GO): multicellular organism development; cell fate commitment; canonical Wnt signaling pathway
Cellular component (GO): extracellular region
Molecular function (GO): frizzled binding; cytokine activity
Source: RefSeq, a predicted model, not a curated record
CAAAAUGGAGCUAUCAAACAAACUCCGUUGGGACCAAUUCCUGAUUUUGGCAGCAGCACUUAUGUCACCUGCAUUAACGGUGCUGUGUAAUGAUAUCCUCAGCCUGAAGGUGGCAGGAGAUCCAGUGCUAACCCCUAACUCAGUGUGCCUGAGGGUGGCAGGCCUCAGUAAGCGCCAGAUGCGAAUGUGUGUGCGGAGCCCCGAUGUGACAGCCUCUGCUCUACAGGGCAUCCAGGUGGCCAUCCACGAAUGCCAGCACCAGUUCCGGGACCAGCGCUGGAACUGCUCCACACUGGAGGGCCUUGGCAAGCUGCCCCACCACAACACCAUCCUCAACAGGGGUUACCGUGAGAGUGCCUUCUCCCUGGCCUUAUUGGCAGCGGGUGUGGCUCACUCUGUGGCCUCGGCCUGCAGCAUGGGCAAGCUGCAGGGGUGUGGCUGUGAGGCCAAGCGUCGCCAGGACGAUGACAAGAUCCGGCUGAAACUCACACAGCUGCAGCUGCAGACCUUGCAGAAGGGUGGGGUAGGCAUCGGCAUGACACGGUCAUUGCCCCUGGAGUUAAAUGGUCGCCAUGGUGACCUGCCUGCUAACCUGCGCUCUACCCACCCCUCUGCCUUGCUCAAGCCUUUGCCAGAUGAGCUUAGCUCCAUGCAGGAGACCUGGGAGUGGGGGGGCUGCAGUCACGAUGUCCGUUUUGGGGAACGUUUCUCCAGGGACUGGCUUGACUCCCGUGGGUCUCCAAGAGAUAUUCACGCUCGCAUGAGGAUACAUAACAACCGUGUGGGACGACAGACAGUGACUGACAACAUGAAGAGGAAGUGCAAAUGUCAUGGCACAUCAGGGAGCUGUCAGUUUAAGACCUGCUGGCAUGUGUCUCCAGAGUUCCGGCUAGUGGGUUCUCUGCUCAAGGAAAAGUACCUGUCAGCCAUUUUUGUUAACUCGCAGAAUAAGAACAAUGGGGUUUUCAACCCUCGAACAGGAAACGGCGCCAGCGGCAGUCCAGGGGGACUCAGCGGAGGUCGUCGUCGCAGCAUGUCCAGAGAGCUGGUGUAUUUUGAGAAGUCUCCUGAUUUCUGUGAGCGUGAUGCCUCUGUAGACUCUCCGGGUACACAAGGACGUAUCUGCAACAAAACCAGCUACAGCACAGACAGCUGCAGCUCACUGUGCUGCGGCCGUGGACACAACAUCCUGAAACAGACACACAGCGAGCGCUGCAAUUGCCGAUUUCACUGGUGUUGCUACGUGCUGUGUGAGGAGUGUCGUCUCACAGAGUGGGUCAACGUUUGCAAAUAGAUUCCAGUUCUCCUCGUCCCCAGCUGCCUUUACCCAUCCAGGACUCAAGAUGGCGAGCCUGUCCCUUCGCCCACUCCUGUUGUUCAAGUGUUUGUUUUGCUCUUUUUGUAACUCUCCCAGAGAAUCUGUUUACCCCCCCCCCCCCCCCCCCCCACCCCCACCUUUCCUUUUUUUGGUCCAUCAUCUGGGAUCUAUUUUCUCUUUGUAGCCGCUGUUAUUCUCAAAAUGCCAAGUCAGAGAUUGAAGAGGUGACUCAUGUCAUUUGUCUUGCCAUGGUCUGUUUAGACGCUGCCCUCUCGGCCAUGAAAAUGGCCUAUACCCCAUCGUUUCUAUCCCACAAAACAAAGACGAGCAACAGCAGAAAAGCAUUUCUGUGUCAGUGUCUUCAUGCUGACUCAUGACAUCACAUUGUACAAUAGCUGUGUAUUUUAAUGUGUACAUGUAUAUUUGUAAAUGUAUUAUUAUUAAUAUUAUUAUUGUGUUGGCGCCUGUCUUUUUGGUUCUAGUAAAUCUCAGUCUGAUGCUGACUUAGUGGAACCAGUGCUG